AUGAGGUGGUUUAGUUCUGCGCAAGCGCUGGCAGCGCUUAGCCUGCUCUCGUCUACGUCCGUUGUGCGCCCGCUGGUUAAUGCGAUUGACUUGGAUCCUACACAGCCUGACUCGAUCAAGGAUGCAUCUUCAAAAAUCGCAUCAGAGCUGGUUGCGCAGUAUGCCAGUAAAGAUGCCAGUGGCGUGCACGUCCUCGGUGGCUACCCUGGAGUCCUGUACCCGCCGUAUUACUGGUGGCAAGCUGGUGCUAUGUUCGGAACGUUGUUGGACUACUGGCGUUAUACUGGUGAUGAUCAAUACAACGACAUGAUGCACGAAGGUAUGGUACAUCAAUUUGGAGAGCAUCUGGAUCUGAUGCCAAGCAAUCAGUCCAAGAACGAAGGAAACGACGACCAGGUCUUCUGGGCUUUCACUAUGAUGUCGGCCGCCGAGUACAACUUCCCGGCGCCUCCUGAUGAUAAGCCAGGCUGGCUCGCAAUGGUCCAGUCUGUGUUCAAUCAGUUUGUCAAGCGCUACAACAAGGAGGUCGAAGAUGGCAACUGCAAAGGUGGGAUGCGCUGGCAGAUUUAUCCCUGGUUGAACGGGUGGACCUACAAGAACACUGCCUCAAACGGCGGACUUUUUCACCUGGGCGCCAGACUGGCCAUGUUUACAAAGAAUGAGACUUACGCCGAGUGGGCGGAAAAAGCGUACGACUGGAUGAACGACAGUGCGCUGCUGGACGACGACGGCACUGUCAACGACGGCAUGUCCAUGACCACCAACCCACCCUGCAAAGAAGCAGACAAAACGCCCUGGACAUACAACUACGGUAUUAUGAUCGCCGGAGCUGCAUAUAUGUACAACCAUACUAACGGAGCUGACAAAUGGCGCAAAGCUCUGGAGCGUCACCUGAACAAAACAGACCAGUUCUUCCCCCAGUACUACAAAGGCAUCAUGACAGAAAUCUGCGAGGCGAAAGAACUGUGCAACACCGACCAAGAGUCCUUCAAGGCUUACCUCUCCCGCUGGCUAGGCAUAUGCGUCCAGAUGGCACCCUGGACCCACGAUCUGAUCAUGCCGCGGCUGCAAACCUCGGCCAAAGCCGCAGCGCAAACCUGCGUCGCCCCCUCCCAGCACGGCGCAGGAAGCUACGCGUGCGGUAUGCGCUGGUGGUGGAACGGACACGACGGAUACCAGGGUGUAGGGCAGCAGAUGACGGCUCUCAACCUCAUCAGUGUGCUGAAUGUCGAUCGCGUCCCGCCGCCGUACAGUAGUAAGACUGGUGGUGAAAGCAAGGGUGAUUCGAGCUUGGGGACAGGGAGCGUAGACGAUGAUAUUCCGCAACUGCAUAAGACCCCCGUUACUACGGGGGAUAAGGCAGGCGCAGCCAUAUUGACCAUCUUGGUCGUCGCGUUUGUGUUAGGGGGUGGCUGGUGGUUAUGCAUUGAGUAA
Molecule: messenger RNA, 1434 nt
Organism: Ascochyta rabiei
Lineage: Eukaryota; Fungi; Ascomycota; Dothideomycetes; Pleosporales; Didymellaceae
Product: Mannan endo-1,6-alpha-mannosidase
Exons: 4
Coding region: 1-1434 (477 amino acids)
Biological process (GO): carbohydrate catabolic process; fungal-type cell wall biogenesis
Molecular function (GO): mannan endo-1,6-alpha-mannosidase activity
Source: RefSeq, a predicted model, not a curated record